Molecule: messenger RNA, 507 nt
Organism: Zygotorulaspora mrakii
Lineage: Eukaryota; Fungi; Ascomycota; Saccharomycetes; Saccharomycetales; Saccharomycetaceae
Exons: 1
Coding region: 1-507 (168 amino acids)
Source: RefSeq, a predicted model, not a curated record
AUGAUAGCAUUUCUCGAAAUUCUGCGUAUCAUUCUUGCUUACUUUUUACUUUUUCUUGAGAAGCUCCCGUACAACGUGCAAAUCUCUGGAAAAAUAAGCUUUUCGUCAUUUUGCCUCGCACUUCCAGCCUUUGCGUGGCGUUUUGCUUGUUUACUUCUUCUGGCCAGCGGGGCGAGACCGUUCAGCCACUUUGACGUUUUGGGUUCGUUUUUUUGGUGGUUUCUGACGCGAAGCACGACCGCGACCCAGCGUAAAAGGACAGAUUUCUGUUUUUGGGUUGAAACUGCGGGACACUUUCCCAAAACGGAAGGUGUAACAACGGUUAGGACUGUUUUUGUUUUUGUUUUUCAUUUUCUGGAAAAAAACCGUGCUGCUUCCGGGAUGUAUGGGCUAUCGCGGUCACGAAAUGCAGUCAUACAAAAAAGCUGUUUACCCGAACUGAAAGACGGGGCUCGUUACCCGAAGAUGGUGUGCCGAUCUUUCCAUUUCGUUUUGUCUUCCUGGUAA